UUUGGCUCAAUUGCGCAAAGUCUCUUCUGUCCAAAGUCUACAGUCCCCAAAAAGGAAGUUUGAACGUUCCACUAUACUAGGAGAGUUACCACUGCCUAUGAGUUUGGCACCAAGGGAGCUACAAAAAGAGGAGAGGAUAAAAGAGGCACUAGAGGAUUCUCAAGGUCCACUAGGACGGUUGGUCCAUGCUCUUCCUGAUGGAACAUUGCUUAUAGAGCUUAUCAGACCGGUGAACGCACCCUUUGGCUUUGUCAUCUCUAGGGGUAAAGGAAGACCUGACUCAGGUAUAUAUGUGGAACGCAUUGGAGAUAGUCCAACUGAAAACAUCUACACUGGACUAUUGGGUGUUGGAGAUGAGAUUCUAGAAGUGAAUGGGGAAACCAUUGCUGGAAUGACUUUAGAUCAGGUCACACGCCUUAUGACCCGUGAAAGCAAAGCCAAGAUACGGAUCCGUCCAAAUUCCUAGAUUAAGCACUGAUGCACCAGGAGCAAAUUACAUAUGUAGGGGAUUUAUAGGAAUAAGGAUUUUUUUAACACUGAAUACUAUAG
Molecule: messenger RNA, 549 nt
Organism: Paramisgurnus dabryanus
Lineage: Eukaryota; Metazoa; Chordata; Actinopteri; Cypriniformes; Cobitidae
Biological process (GO): establishment or maintenance of cell polarity; centrosome cycle; regulation of cellular localization
Cellular component (GO): nucleus; cell cortex; apical plasma membrane
Molecular function (GO): protein binding
Source: RefSeq, a predicted model, not a curated record